Messenger RNA from Nanorana parkeri, 2043 nucleotides. RefSeq names its product cadherin-12-like. Gene Ontology annotation, molecular function: cadherin binding; calcium ion binding. The transcript is spliced from 7 exons. The annotation marks the transcript as partial. NCBI's taxonomy places the organism in Eukaryota, Metazoa, Chordata, Amphibia, Anura, Dicroglossidae. The record is from RefSeq and is a predicted model, not a curated record. Gene Ontology annotation, biological process: multicellular organism development; adherens junction organization; homophilic cell-cell adhesion. Gene Ontology annotation, cellular component: membrane; adherens junction; catenin complex.
GUAUAUUUCAUCUUAAAGUACCAGAAAGUUCUCCAGUGGGAUCACCAAUUGGAAGGAUAAGAGCUGUGGAUCCUGAUUUUGGAAAGAAUGCUGAAAUUGAAUACAGCAUUGUUCCUGGAGAUGGUGGGAAUCUGUUUGACAUCAAAACAGAUAAUAAUACACAGGAAGGAAUACUUAUCUUAAAAAAGCCACUAGAUUUUGAGACAAAAAAAGCAUACACAUUUAAAGUGGAAGCCUCCAAUACUCAUGUGGAUCAUCAUUUCAACUCAGUGGGUCCAUUUAAAGACACUGCGACUGUGAAAAUAAACGUGUUAGAUGUUGAUGAGCCUCCAGUCUUCAGCAAGCCAUUCUACACAAUGGAAGUGUAUGAGGACACUCCUGUUGGUACAAUCAUAGGAGCUGUAACAGCACAAGAUCUAGACAUAGGAACAAGCCCUGUCAGGUAUUCUCUUGAUCCAAAUGACAUGAACAAUAAUUUUUCUGUUGAUGCAAUUGAGGGAACCAUUGCAACAAAUGAACUAUUGGAUAGAGAGAGCACUGCACAAUUUAACUUAUCAAUAAUUGCAAGUAAAAUUAGCAAUCCCCAACUGACUAGUUUGGUACGAAUCCUUAUAAAUGUACUGGAUGUUAAUGAAUUUCCCCCUGAAGUGGCAGUGCCAUAUGAAAUAUCAGCAUGUGAUAAUUCCAAACCAGGACAAAUCAUCCAAAUUAUUGGCGCUGCUGACAAGGAUAUGUCACCUGCAGGGCAGAGAUUUUCCUUCAGACUGCCCCCUGAUGGGUCCACAAACCCCAAUUUUACCAUCCAUGACUAUAAAAAUAACUCGGCUGGCAUUGUUGCUCAGAGACAUGGGUAUAGUAGAAAAGAGAAAGAAUUCUACUUUCUCCCAGUGGUGGUAGAGGACAGCAGUUAUCCAAUUCAAAGCAGUACAAGCACACUGACCAUUCGAGUAUGCAGAUGUGAUUCAAAGGGAGUAGUCCUUUCUUGCAAUGUGGAAGCUAUUUUUCUACCAGUUGGUCUAAGCACAGGAGCUUUGAUAGCAAUUUUACUGUGCAUUAUCAUACUUUUAGUUAUUGUAGUACUCUAUGUAGCAUUACGAAGGCAGAAAAAAAAAGAUGGCCUAAUGACCUCAAAAGAAGAUAUAAGGGACAACGUUAUACAUUAUGAUGAUGAAGGAGGUGGAGAAGAGGACACACAGGCCUUUGACAUUGGUGCCCUGAGAAACCCAAAGGUUAUUGAAGACAAUAAUGUCCGCAGAGACAUAAAACCUGAACCUUUGUGUUUGCCUCGUCAAAAACCACCAGCAGAAUAUAACAGUGACAUCAGAGAUUUUAUAAAUGAAAAGCUUCAAGAGCAUGAUGUGGACCCAAAUGCUCCACCAUAUGACUCAUUAGCUACUUAUGCUUAUGAGGGUUCAGGAUCUGUGGCUGAAUCACUAAGUUCUAUAGAGUCACUAAGGAUGGAGACAGAUGAGGAUUAUGAUUUUUUAAGUGACUGGGGACCACGUUUUAAAUUCUUGGCAGAAAUGUUUGGGGAGGAAAACUAUAAUGCUGGCAAUAUUACUUAACUUAUAGAUUGAAAAUGACCAACAAUCAAGAAGCUUUAUCAAGACUAUGUAAAAAAAACAAUUUUAUACUAAAAUGCUACAAUAUUUAUCAUACUGUCAGUUUUUGUUUGUUUCACAGCUGGAAGGUUGAUCCUGUAAUGAAAUAAAAAUGUUUUUGCUAUUUUUCAUUGAAACUGAGAAAACUCAGGUGUGUUAUCUACAAUUUACUGAAAUGAAACAUUGAGAAUAAAUGUAAUUUAUUGGCAUUAUGGUGGAAAGAGAGGAAGAUUUUCUUAAUUCCACUGAAGUGCCUGCUGAAGCCUUUGUCCUGAUAUAUGAAGUGAAAAUUAGGACAGAAUUUUAAACACAAAUGUGAUGUCAAAGACAUGGCAGAAGCAAAUAUUUUACUUACUAUAGAUAUACCCAGCUAGUCAUCAUCUUGAAAAACUCUUGCAUUUCAGUCUCUGUGAUGUCUCUUCUUUCACAUGUUCAUCCUUUG